AUGGCAACUCGAAACACCUUUCCCAAUGAGGUCUGGCUCGAAAUUGCCAAGCAGGCCGGCGGUCGAGGUCUCACUGGCAUCGCCGCUACAAGCAUGGAAAUGAGAACCUUACUGAUACGCUACUGGGCUAAGGCCUUGCGAUUCCAGGGAUGUCAGUGGGUGGUUUCUCUUGAUAUCUUGAACUUCCUUGAAAGACACGGUCCCGGACAGUCUAAUGGACGACUUCCAAACGUGGUCCCGCGGGUGUCAUUUGCGAUCCAACCUGCAGCUGCGUGGCCGGGCAGGUACCCUAUCCUCGAAUCGGACCUUUCGAGGGGCUGGCGAGGUGCAAUUGAGAUUGAUUGCAUGUCUGCGCAGAUCAGUCCUCAACUCCCUCAGCAACUGGCGAAGAUGAUAAACCCAGGAGUGUUUAUAGAGCUUGAAUCAUUGAACUUGAACCUUUGGGGACUCACCUGGAACCAGGCCGCGUCGUUUGAAAAAGCUAUUACAGCUUACCAAUCGCUCAACAUUCGUUUUCUGAGACUUGAAGAAUGCUACGAAAGCCGAGUUGUCAUAGACCUUUGCAAGCCAAGCGUACUAUAA
This is a messenger RNA of Neoarthrinium moseri, 582 nucleotides long. RefSeq lists its product as uncharacterized. The record is from RefSeq and is a predicted model, not a curated record. The transcript is spliced from 2 exons. NCBI's taxonomy places the organism in Eukaryota, Fungi, Ascomycota, Sordariomycetes, Amphisphaeriales, Apiosporaceae. The coding region runs from base 1 to 582 and encodes 193 amino acids.